Trypanosoma cruzi is the source of this 3249-nucleotide messenger RNA. RefSeq lists its product as uncharacterized. NCBI's taxonomy places the organism in Eukaryota, Euglenozoa, Kinetoplastea, Trypanosomatida, Trypanosomatidae. The record is from RefSeq and is a predicted model, not a curated record. The transcript has a single exon. The coding region runs from base 1 to 3249 and encodes 1082 amino acids.
AUGUCUAUUUUUGGAGAACCUCUUCCGCAUGAGGAUGACACCGCGACUUCACUUAUUCGGCGUGAGGGCUACCCACCUCUUGGAUCAUAUGAUCAAAUGCCGCAGGUGUACGUGUGCCCCUGCUGCAGCGCCAUAAAUCCCAGCCAUGAACGUGAUCAUCUGCUGCGCACUGCAAAGGAGGAGAAGGAGUUGGAGCGACGUCGGAUCAUGCAACUCGACAUAUUUGACGAGCGGGCGAAACCCAUCAGCACUGCCGCACCUCGACCGCGCAGCAUUAAUAUUCAUCAUGACCCCGAAGACGAUGAACUAAACCAGCCGGUCGUGCCUCCACCACCGAUGACCUUGGAUGAGCUGCGGAAGUUGCGGCAGGAGGCAAACAAGACGCGGCUCAUUGUAACUGUUCAUCAUGGGAAGAAUCUUCAGGCUGAUCCACAUGAUCCGACAUCCAUUCUUGUGCGCUGUGGUGCUUUUGAGGGACAAACAGCGAAGGUGCCUCGUGGUACUGGCACUAUUUGUACGUGGGAGGAACUUUUUGAGUUUCCUUAUCCCAAUGAAGAGGAACCACUGGAGGUGCUUGUCAUUGAUGAUGAACUUCCUGCCGAUCAGGACCAUAUCUUGGGCGGUAUUGUUGUGCCGCCAUACGCAUUGCGCAAUCGUGCUCGUGGUGAUGAGGAUGUGUUACCAGUUUGCAGAGAGGGUGAGAUGCACCGUGGUUAUGGUCGCAUGAAGGAGACUCCUCUGGGCUCCAUUGUCGUUUCGUGGUACGUGAAGUAUGACGGACAGGAGACUGAGCCCACCGAUGGUAAACAGAAUCUUGAGAGUCCUGUUGACUGCGUCUUUGUCGUUCACCGCAUCUUCCAGUACACAGACAAUGGAACAACGCCCUUUACGGGAGGUGUUCUUUGCGUUCUGCGUGACACAGACGAUAACUGCUCCGCAUCCACCCAGUACCAACCAAGUGGCGUGGCAAACAUGUCAACUUCGCCGUAUUACACCAAAGAAGGUUUUAAUUAUCUCCCCGAACCACCAUCGCAGAUCAUGCAACUCAUUACAGAAAAGAGACUCGGUCACGUGCUGGUCUGCGUUCCGAAAAGCGACGAGGAAGGCGAGGAAAAUGAGGAGCUACUGGUUGUUGGUGCUGUUCCACUUGAUUUUGGGGAGUUAUACCGCAAAGGCUCUGCUGUUUUGCUUGUUGAAUCAAAGGUAAAGGAGGACGUUCUGUGGGGUGAGAUUGCACUUGAGUGGUGCUUCACACCACAUGCAGAUGUGCAAAGGAAAUUGGAAGAGCUCCAAUUGGCCGAAGAGAGCAAGCUGGAGCAUGAAGCCUUGAAGGACAAGGAGAUGCCGCCAACCAGUGGGUCCCUCUUUGUAACCGUCGUACGUGGUUUGAACCUUACCAACUGCGAAGGAAGACCGCUCAUCCGGGCGCAGGUGUCUGUGUUUUCCGGCGAUAUGGAGGGCUCGACAUUUGUUGCUCCCAGGGAGGUGGGCGAAGAUGGUCUCACAAACGUCAUGAACUGGAACCAGGAAGUCCGUUUUAUCGACUUGGAUGGAGAUCCAUCUGAAAUUACUGUGUACGUUAUUGAUGAGGAUCAAAGAGUCAGCAGUGGCACCUUCGCAGUGGAACAGGACCGUGGCUACGCUGUUGUGAAGAUGCACGACCCAUAUGACGAGGAGAAGCAGAUGGGUGAGCUUUUGGUGACGUACAACCGUCAUUGCACCACCGAGGACGCCGCGGCCAAAGUGUCAGGCAUACAAAACGGAGAGGCUAACAAGGUGAACGGCAACGGGACGCGGCGUAUUUCAACAAGGGAAAGAAGCGAAAGGUCUCCGGGAUCUCGAAGCCACCAGUACAGCAACGAUGAUAUUUAUGAAAGAGACAAUGAAAAUGAGGACAAUAUCAACGACUUAGAAGGAUAUGAGUACGAUGACAUGCAUAAAGGUGACAAAAAACACUCAGAUGAGGAGCAAUCGAGAAGUCGGUCACGAAAUCGAGGCUACCCCGAAGAGAAAGAGGACUCAAGGAGGGAGCGGUCCGGAAGGGAAGGACGGGAGCGAGGCUACCCCGAAGAGAAAGAGGACUCAAGGAGGGAGCGAUCCGGAAGGGAAGGACGGGAGCGAGGCUACCCCGAAGAGAAAGAGGACUCAAGGAGGGAGCGGUCCGGAAGGGAAGGACGGGAGCGAGGCUACCCCGAAGAGAAAGAGGACUCAAGGAGGGAGCGAUCCGGAAGGGAAGGACGGGAGCGAGGCUACCCCGAAGAGAAAGAGGACUCAAGGAGGGAGCGGUCCGGAAGGGAAGGACGGGAGCGAGGCUACCCCGAAGAGAAAGAGGACUCAAGGAGGGAGCGAUCCGGAAGGGAAGGACGGGAGCGAGGCUACCCCGAAGAGAAAGAGGACUCAAGGAGGGAGCGAUCCGGAAGGGAAGGACGGGAGCGAGGCUACCCCGAAGAGAAAGAGGACUCAAGGAGGGAGCGGUCCGGAAGGGAAGGACGGGAGCGAGGCUACCCCGAAGAGAAAGAGGACUCAAGGAGGGAGCGGUCCGGAAGGGAAGGACGGGAGCGAGGCUACCCCGAAGAGAAAGAGGACUCAAGGAGGGAGCGCGACCACCCUGAGGAAGGGUUGAGGAAUGCUGGUGCCGGAGAUAAUAUUCCGGGGGAUGUAGUGGCUCGAGAAAGCGGGAAACGAGAGCCUGUACAGAAUGAGCGUUCUAGGGAGGGAGAUGAACCGAAUUAUUAUGGUGGGUACCCCCAGGAGUAUUUGAGUGAAAGGGUGUUGAAGUCAGGGCACGACGACAAUGAGAAGCAGGAGGAAAUGGAGGGUCAGGAUGUAGCAGCCAGCAGCAAGCCACCCCGGGCCGUAAGGACCACUCUUCUGGAGGACAAGCACAGAAGCUCCCGUGGUGCGUCGCCUCCCAAUGGCCCUGCUUCCGCUUCUGUUCCCUCACAACCGCACUCCACACCACACUCGGAUUGGAGUCAGGGUGACACAGGCUUUGAGCCCCGUGGAGGGAAAACUAAAGUCGGAAAGCCUCCAUCCCGCCCCGAGCAGUUUUCUGUGCCCAAGGUUCCCACGGUGCGGCAGCCAUGGUUUCCUGCUGGUUCUACCGGGAAUGAAGAUCACAUCCCACUUGAAAAACGCGAAAGCUUUAUCAACCGCACAGACUCUAUCAGGGAUUUGGAGCGUCGCUCACGAGCGUCCGAAAAAAGCAGUGGGCGUCAUGUGAGUCGGCAGAGCACAACGCAUGAUUAG